Messenger RNA from Merops nubicus (carmine bee-eater), 1182 nucleotides. It is a transcript of the gene ACTL9, whose product is annotated as actin-like 9. The record is from RefSeq and is a predicted model, not a curated record. Gene Ontology annotation, cellular component: cytoplasm; axon; synapse. The transcript has a single exon. Lineage: Eukaryota; Metazoa; Chordata; Aves; Coraciiformes; Meropidae. Gene Ontology annotation, molecular function: protein kinase binding; nucleosomal DNA binding. Gene Ontology annotation, biological process: axonogenesis; cell motility. The coding region runs from base 1 to 1182 and encodes 393 amino acids.
AUGCCACGGGGACGAGGCAGGGCUGGGGCAAACACCACCACUAACACCCCCAGGUCCUCCUCAGGUGAGGGACUGCAGCCGAGGACGGGAGCGGUGGUGAUCGACAUGGGCACCAGGAGCUGCAGAGCAGGAUUUUCUGGCCAGCAGACCCCCAUAGCCGAAAUCAACACCCUGGUGAGCUGCCCUGUGGCACAGCCCAUAGGGACAGAAGACAGGUCCAAGGCUGUCGUUGGGGAGGAAGCCCACCCCAACACUGAAGUGCUCGACCCGAUGCAGAACGGCAUCAUCGCCAACUGGGAAGCAGCCAGAACCCUGUGGCAGCACGUGUUUGACCACGAGCUCAGAGUCCCCCCUGAGGAGUACCCACUGCUCAUCACCGAGCCCCUGCUCAGCCCCACCACCCACCGAGAGAAGAUGGUGGAGGUGGUGUUCGAGUCCCUGGGCUCCCUCGGCUUCUUUGUUGCCCAGCAGCCUGUGCUCUCCACCUACGCCUAUGGCAGAAUGAGCGGCCUGGUGGUGGACAUGGGCUAUGCCACCAGCCAUGCUGUGCCCGUCCAUGAGGGCUACAGCUUAGCAUAUGCCACUGAAAGGAUAGAGCUGGCAGGGUCACACCUCUCCUGGUACCUGCUGACACUUCUGGGGGACACAGGUUGCGUACUGAAUAACGAGGUGGUUCGUAUGGCAGAGGACAUCAAGCACAAGUGCUGCUAUGUGGCUUCCAACUUUGAGAGCGAGUGCCAGCUCCCAUCAGCCAGCUGUGCCCUGGAUUUUCCUCUGCCCGACGGCCAGACCAUCACCCUGAGCAAGGAGAGGUUUCAAUGCCCAGAAAUACUCUUCAAACCUCUGCCCAACUGGGAUAUUUCCAAUGUGGGCAUCCACGAGAUGACCCGCAGAAGCCUUGACCGACUUCCAGAAGAUAUCAGGUCAACAAUGUGCAAAAAUAUCCUCUUAUGUGGAGGGUCCUCUCUCUUUAUGGGACUAGAGAAGAGGUUUUGUAGUGAGCUCCUCCAGAUCCUGCCCCCCAACACCGACGUCAGGGUGGAGGCCGUGCCACUGCGGAGGCACUCGGCGUGGACUGGGGGGUCCAUCCUUUCCUCCCUCAAGAACUUCCAGACGUGGUGGAUCCGAAGGGAUGAGUAUGAAGAAGAGGGGCCACGCAUUGUCCACCAGAGAUGCUACUGA